Messenger RNA from Centropristis striata (black sea bass), 1597 nucleotides. It is a transcript of the gene pax1a, whose product is annotated as paired box 1a. Gene Ontology annotation, molecular function: DNA-binding transcription factor activity, RNA polymerase II-specific; RNA polymerase II cis-regulatory region sequence-specific DNA binding. The transcript has 5 exons. The coding region runs from base 1 to 1095 and encodes 364 amino acids. Gene Ontology annotation, biological process: regulation of transcription by RNA polymerase II; anatomical structure development. Lineage: Eukaryota; Metazoa; Chordata; Actinopteri; Perciformes; Serranidae. The record is from RefSeq and is a predicted model, not a curated record.
AUGGAGCAAAACUAUGGAGAGGUGAACCAGUUAGGAGGGGUGUUCGUCAAUGGCCGACCCCUGCCUAACGCCAUACGGUUAAGAAUAGUGGAGCUGGCCCAGCUCGGGAUCAGACCCUGCGAUAUAAGCAGGCAACUUCGAGUCUCCCACGGCUGCGUGAGCAAGAUCCUGGCGAGGUACAACGAGACGGGCUCUAUCUUACCCGGUGCCAUCGGUGGAAGCAAACCGCGGGUCACGACGCCGAACGUGGUGAAAAAUAUCAGGGAAUACAAACAGGGCGACCCCGGGAUCUUUGCCUGGGAGAUCCGGGACAGGCUUUUGGCAGACGGAGUUUGUGACAAGUACAAUGUCCCGUCGGUGAGCUCGAUCAGCAGGAUUUUACGCAACAAGAUUGGAAAUCUCUCCCAGCCCAACCAGUACGAGAGCAGUAAGCAAGCCUCCGCGCAGGCCGGUAUCGCCUACAACCACAUAUACAACGCUUAUUCCUACCCCAACACCAUGUCGCCCACUGGCACUAAAAUGGGCAGCGGUCCUGGAGUACCCAUGACAGCGGGACAUAUGAGCAUGAGGGCCUGGCCUUCUGCGCACACCGUCAGCAACAUCCUCGGUAUCCGAGCCUUCAUGGAUCCUUCAGCCAUCGCUGGGACGGAGGGAUAUCCACCAAAAAUGGAGGAGUGGAGUAGCGUCAACAGAGCAGCUUUCCCCGCAGCUCACUCGGUCAACGGGAUCGACAAAUCAGCCAUUGACGCCGACAUAAAAUACGCACAGCCCUCCUCGACACUGUCCAGUUACGUCUCGGCGUGCGCCUACUCUCCCACCAACCAGUACGGGGUGUACAGCGGGCCUGCAGGCGGCUACGUGGCCCCGGGCCACCACCACUGGCAGCCGCAGAGCCCGGCCCUGACGCACCAUGCAGGCGGCGGGAUGAGCAUGCACGCGGGAGACAUCCACUCACCAAUGACCUUCAAGCAUCAGGCGCGAGACGGAGACAGAAAACCGCCCACUCCCCUGAGCAAGCAGCAACAGCAGCAGCAGCAGCAACAUGAAGACUUGAACAGUGUGCAUGGACUCAAUCUCCCUACCUCAUCAUCAUAACCGGGACUUACAGCACCUUAAUCAGCUGACCCAUUUAACUGAACUCAUUUCAACAGCUCCCAACAGUAAGUGUGAACACUAACGGCUUGUUGCAGACACACACAGGCCUAUUCACGUGCAUUAUGAAUGCACUAUAGCUUUAUCGGCCCUUCAUGGCCAUAUGAAUGUAAGCUUGCAUGGAUGUAUCGGUGUUUCCCCCUUCAUCUUUUUUUUCUCCAUUGAAAUACUUCAUCUUGCUAGACUGUAUAUUCUCAUGGAGACUGCAGGAUUUUUUUUCAACACAUUUUUUCGGUCCAGUCUGUCAUUGAUGUUUUAUUAUAAAAACCAAAAAGGGCUAUUCUGUAAUCCGCCAUAUAUUAUAUUAUCUUAAUUUGUGGCCAUGAUCUCGAUUCUACAGUGACUCAACGAUGUGAACAAAGAGAUAAAAUUGUCUAAAUGUAAAAUAUUUGCCAAAGCUUUAAUUAUAUAUUUUUAUAAUUUCAUUGUAAAUAUAAAAAAAAAA